AUGAAUAAUGAUUAUGGAACUCCAUCCUUUUUAAAAAGGAUCCAUGUUUCUUCAGAUGAAAGUGAUUUUAGUGAAAAGCAAGCAAGAAAGAAAACUAAAAGAAACUCUGAAGUUGAAGACCUUCCAUCGUAUUUGAGGGGUUUAGAUAUUUCGCUAAAAAGUGACGUGGAAGAAUGGAAAGAAGCUUUAAAAAGGAAAAGACAAAGAUUUUUGGAGAAGAAACGUUUAAAGAAGAGAAAGAGAGAAAAUAAUCAGUUGAUUACGAAUGGUGAUCAGGAAUCACAGUCCUGUGUUUCAAUAUCUCAGCCCUCACUUGCUCAAAAUAAACCUAGUUAUAGUGUUACAAGUGUUCCAUCAUUAAGUGCUGAAAUUGUUGUUCUUCAGCAUCCGACUUCAGUAACUCUUCAUAAGUUCAUUGAUGUUAAAGUUAUUAGUGGUGGCAUUUCAAUUUUGGGGUGGAACAUGACUUCCCUGAGUGAAAAAGUUACCAUAUUUUCUUAUGAAAGAACUGGACUCAUCGAGCUUACCACUUUGCAUGCAGACCCAAUGUGGAAAACGAAAGAAACCUGUAAAAGUAUAAAAACAGCUCUUAAAGAAAUUAUAGGGAAGGAGGAUACAAUUAAAAUUCUUGAAAAAUGUGGCAACUCAUCUGUCAUUGUGAUGCUACAAAGAGCAGCAUUUACAUCACCGUUAAAGAUUCUUAGUAUUUACUAUCCAAGAGAAUCAUGGCUUCCGACAGAUUGGAAAAAUAAUCGCCAUUUUAUAAAGAAGAAGUCUAGUCAUCAGGUCAUCAAGUUCACAGUCGAUCAUGUAACAGUAGCUGAAGCAAUUGCUCAUGCAAUGCGUAAAGCAACUGUGAACGCCAAAAAUCCUGCUCCACGUGUCGUUAUUUGUGGGAACUCGCAUACUGGAAAAUCUACUGUUGCACGUUUUAUUAUCAAUAGGCUGUUGGAAAUGUUUUCACAUGUGUUUUAUCUGGAUGCUGAUCCUGGACAGCCAGAAUUUACUCCACCUGGUGUAGUCAGUUUGAGCAAAGUUGACAAGUGCAUGAUAGGACCACCUUUCAGUCAUCUGCGGAAACCAAUGAAAAUGGUUUUUACUGGAGCAAUUUCUGCUGAAGCCUCUCCGCCUAUGUAUUUCAAAAGCAUUAAGCAAUUAACUCAGCAAUACUUCAAGGAACAUUCUUCAGAAACAUUAAUAGUCAACACAAUGGGAUGGAUGCAAG
This is a messenger RNA of Uloborus diversus, 1225 nucleotides long. Its product is annotated as polynucleotide 5'-hydroxyl-kinase NOL9-like. The record is from RefSeq and is a predicted model, not a curated record. Gene Ontology annotation, cellular component: nucleus. The transcript has 7 exons. NCBI's taxonomy places the organism in Eukaryota, Metazoa, Arthropoda, Arachnida, Araneae, Uloboridae. Gene Ontology annotation, biological process: cleavage in ITS2 between 5.8S rRNA and LSU-rRNA of tricistronic rRNA transcript (SSU-rRNA, 5.8S rRNA, LSU-rRNA). Gene Ontology annotation, molecular function: polynucleotide 5'-hydroxyl-kinase activity. The annotation marks the transcript as partial.